CCCCACUCCGCAUAGCUUCACCUUCAAAUCUCCUAGCAAAGAUUCUUUAUCUAGGCUUGGAUACGAAAGAGUAUAUACGUCUUAUUUGGGGCCACGCAUCAGAAUGCACCCUCCAUCUCCCCAACUCCUCCACGCUUUGCGCACAUCCAUCUCAACCACAAAUAUUACCAACCGGUUAUGCGCGAACACCCGUUCGGCGUCUCCCAUCUCCCGAGUUACUCUAUUUUUACAGUCACACCGCAAAAAUAGCAGCAAUGUCCGUCCCAUACGAAUGAUCCCUCGCGCGCACACCGCAAAGCCAGCCAGCCACGACCGGGGCCCGCAGUCAACAGAGGAUACGCAAACGGACUUUGCUGCGCUGAACGUCUUAGGAAAUAUUCCGGCACCUACUACGGCUAUUGACGCCUGCCUGGACAACGGUUUCCAUUUAGAUAACGGCCUUAAGCUCACUAAUGGGGAUGGUCUUCUCCUUGUUGGAGGCGAGGCUUUCUCAUGGAGGCCGUGGAGAGCGGCGGAUGGGGAUAAGAAUGCUAUGGUGAACAAGAAGGGCCAAUUCGAGGUUGAAGAACAGGCUUGGGGGCUUUUAGACCUUGUAUGGCCUCGUCCUGAUCUGUUGAUCAUUGGGAUGGGAGCUUCUGUCUUUCCUCUUUCACCUGAGACAAGGAAGCAUAUCAACUCCCUGGGUGUUCGUGUUGAGGUUCUGGAUACUAGGAACGCUGCGGCGCAGUUCAAUCUGCUUGCGACUGAGAGAGGAGUUUCUGAGAUCGCGGCGGCUAUGAUUCCGAUUGGGUGGAAGGGGCGGUAGAGCCCCUUCUAUUACAUCUUGUGUAACUAUAGGAAAGGACUUUUGUAAUAACAAACCCUAUGACUCUAUUCUCUA
Molecule: messenger RNA, 880 nt
Organism: Aspergillus alliaceus
Lineage: Eukaryota; Fungi; Ascomycota; Eurotiomycetes; Eurotiales; Aspergillaceae
Product: Mth938-like domain-containing protein
Exons: 2
Coding region: 104-805 (233 amino acids)
Biological process (GO): mitochondrial respiratory chain complex I assembly
Cellular component (GO): mitochondrial inner membrane
Source: RefSeq, a predicted model, not a curated record